AUGAAUCUCGACCUCUCCAUACCAAGCAAGCCGAAGGGAAUCCGCUUUGCAUAUCUAGAAUGGGAGCUCGCAUCCGACACCAGUCAUGCAACGAAUGGUGAAGAUACUUCGGCCGUGAGUGAUGAUGGAUUUGAAUCCACUGCAUCUACAAACAGUCUUCUGGCCAAUACUACUAUUACAUUCAAGCCUUUGCACCCUCCGUUGCCGCAACAUUUGACGACUCAUCAGGAAACUCAACUGACAGAACAGGUUUUGGAUUUAUAUAAUACUCUGAGACCGCGAGACGAGUUUAAGACUGCUAGAAUGGGAUUUCUGGAAAAGCUACAGGGAAUUCUGGAUAACACCUGGCCAGAUCAUUCGAUAACAGCCUAUUUAUUUGGAUCGUCAAUAAACGGAUUAGGAACCGAAUCUAGUGAUGUCGAUAUAUGUCUAGUAACGCCAUGGGAAGAUUUAGAGAAUGGAGUGGCCAAUGUACAUGUGUUUGCAAAUGCGAUGAGAAGGAAUAAAAUGCAAAACGUAUAUACGAUUAGUAAAGCAAAAGUGCCUAUAUGCAAAUUUUAUGAUCCUAUUUUUAAUGUAAAUUGUGACGUCAACAUAAAUAAUACCCUCGCAUUAAGGAAUACCGAAUUCAUCAAAGCAUAUGUCGAAUUGGAUGACAGAGUGAGACCGCUGCUGCUGGUUCUCAAACAUUGGACUAAGCAGAGAGAUCUCAAUGAUGCUGUAAAAGGCGGAACGCUGAGUAGUUAUUGUUGGGUGCAAAUGUUUCUCAACUUUUUACAAACUCGCAAUCCCCCUAUACUGCCGUCACUGCAAAAAUUAUAUCUGGAUCAACUACGAAAUGGGACUGCAGGUCCACCCAAAAUGGAAGAUGGUGUAGACUGCUCUUUUUAUUCCGACCUCGACUCUCUCAAAGAUUUUGGUCAUGCAAACACCGAGUCGUUGGGAGCACUGCUAUAUACCUUCUUCCGUAAAUUUGCUGUAGAGUUUGAUUACGAUACCCAUGUGAUAUCAGUCAGAUGUGGAUGCUAUCUGACAAAGGAAGAAAAGGGCUGGAAUAUGGAGAUGGACCGAAUGUGUAGGCACCUGUGUAUAGAAGAACCAUUCACCACCACACGAAAUCUGGCAAACUCGGCUGAUGCCACUACUGUAGUUGGAUUACGAUGGGAAUUCGAGACCGCAGCUCAUAUACUGUCGACGUCUGUCGAUUUGGAUGCAGUGUGUCAAAAGUAUACUCCGAAAAUAAGUAGUAGGUCACCGAUGACAUACUCGACUGAUGUAUAUGGAAAUGGCAUAAUUGUCUCGUCUGAUGCCAACGGAAUGCUCCCAGCUGCAGCAUUGAAUGGAAAUGGACCACAUAAAAUGAAUGGUACGAACGGCGGUCACUAUAGUAACGGUAGUGGCAAGUCCAGAGGUGGUCAAUCAAAUAAUUGGAGGAAUAAUAAUCGAAACUACCAUUCAUCCAAUAACGGAUACGGCUAUUCCUCUUAUCCCUCAUCAUACUAUAAUUCCAACAGUUAUAAUUUCUCACAGCAGCAAUCGUAUGCGGUGUCGUAUUCUUCUAGGCAGGGCAUGUCACCGUCAACAUCUUCACAAGGUGGAUUUGAGUCAGGCACUUCACCAGAUCUGCCAAACUCUCCAAUGGAAGAUCGUCGAAAUGCUGCUACGAAUACAGAGAGGAGAGUCUUCCCAGCCGAGUAUCAUGGAACGAGUAAUUCCAACGACGAGGGGCGACAACCAAAAGCUCUUUCUCAACCUCGUGAAUACCCAGAAUACAAUGAACGAGUAUUCGAUGAGUUUGGUAUUAGAGAUUAUGGUGUCAAGGAUUACCGGUCUACUAAUGGAUAUCAUGGUGGUGCAAAGUCAAAUCAUGACAGAAGGUAUGAAACACAAAAACCACCUACACAACCUCAGCCGCAUCAUCAACAGCAGCAGCAGCGUCAGCGUUCUUCAUCAUCUCAACAUACACAACAACAGCAGCACCAACAAAACCGAAAUCACGAUAGACAAGACAGACGAAAUUAUUCGUCGAGUCCGGUACCAGUCGUAGCUUUAGAACACAGGGGCACUCAGACUGGUGGAUUAGGAAUGCCACCUAGUCGUCCACCUCUAGUAAAUGGUAUAACGAGUCCUACUUUGGCUGCUGGUGUAUCUCGAGUUGAUGGCAGGUCUGAGUUUGUGAUGAGGGAUGAGGUGAGAGAAUCCGCAACACAGACGCCAUCAUCUCCGUCUAUAUCUGCUAGUUUAGGACGAACCUCUCCUGCAGUACUACCAACAUCGAGCCUGCCACUUCAUCAUCAAACUCAUACUUCUACUGCCUUUCUAUCGUCAUCCAUGUCCUCUACGGCAUCGUCUGCAUCGUCGUCGUCAGCUACACCAAAUCCGCACCAAUGGGCUGAUGUAAGGCAAGAAAGAAGAGCUUCAGCGCCACAACAUUCCAUGGAUGUAGUAGCAAUACCACCGAGUCCCGAUACCUAUGCUUCCGCUACAACGACGUCUAGUGAGUCUCCUCCACCGAUAGAAGAUUCUCCGUGUCCAUCGCCGGAAGAUAAUAAUAUUGAUGCACCUUCUGAUCAACCGAAACGAAAGGGUAAAGCGAUGAAAAAGGGAGUCAAAAUAUGGUCAAAUUCUUCUCAACGAGAAGCCAAGCAACCUUUUAAUGUGUGGCCCACGUUACCGGAAUCUAAUGAGGAUGGAAGUAAUAGUGGUGGCAGCAGUCAAUUUGGUGGUCGGCCUAAUAGCAGUCAUUCCACCACGCGAUCUCGUCGACAUGAGAUUAGAGAUCAUCAUCGACACCCACAUCAGAAUAGUGGGCAUCCUGGUCGUGGUGAUGAUGCUGGAAAUCGCAAGAGAUCUUCUUCCGUCCCACCGUCUCAAAGUCCAAGGGAUCCAUCAUGGACGUUGGCCAAUAGUGCUGGCUAUGUAUCUGGGUCGGUAACUCCUGCUGGAUUCUCGACACCCCCUUUAGCACCGAUUCUACCAAGGCCAGAAUCAUAUCGGGACGCAUUGGAACGAGGCCGAUAUGCCGAAAUGGUAUCCAGUAAUAUUGGUAGCAAUAGUAAUACUGCUGUAGUAGGAAACAUCGUACCAACCUCUGAGAGCUUCGCUUUGGACGAAGAAACAGUAGCAGCUCCAGUGGCAUCGGAUCGAUCUAAUGCACGAUGGAAUGGUAUAUUCAACAACAGCAAUAGUAGCAACGGUAGCACUAGUGCUUCAAACCCAUCUGGUGGUAAUGCUAGAAGGAAUGGAGGCUCUUCCUAUCGUGGCACGAGAGGUGGCGGGAGAGGGAAAGGUGGCAAAUCUAGAGGAGGAGGGUCACAUCAACAGCAGCAGCAACAUCAAAAUGGUAACGGACCCCAUAUUGCAGUUGCUCCCUCGCCAUCAACCUCCACAAGAACGGAGCAAUCUCGUUCUCCACAGCCGCUACUAGCUGCUUCUCAGCCUCUUAUGGUACGGUCUAGUCGUGACAGGACAGUAUCAGAGUCUGCCGUGUUGUCUGAAGCCCAUCAUGGUGCAAACACAUACCAUCACUUCCAUCAAUCCCAUCUCCCACAUGUCAUGCACAUUGCUGCACAGCAUCCUGAAUCGACCAUAUAG
Synchytrium microbalum is the source of this 3594-nucleotide messenger RNA. RefSeq lists its product as uncharacterized. Gene Ontology annotation, molecular function: nucleotidyltransferase activity. Lineage: Eukaryota; Fungi; Chytridiomycota; Chytridiomycetes; Synchytriales; Synchytriaceae. The record is from RefSeq and is a predicted model, not a curated record. Gene Ontology annotation, biological process: RNA 3'-end processing. The transcript has 9 exons. Bases 1 to 3594 code for a protein of 1197 amino acids.